GCUGGGAGAACUACUAGAAAUUUUGCAGUCUCGUUCGUUCGUUGUGCGUGUGCGAAAAUUAAAGUGAAAAACGCUGGAAAAGCUACGUAAAAGUUAUUCGUGGUGGUCACUACCUGGCCAAUUGAGUUUGUCUUCCGCCGGGCUUUCCGAGUUGGUUUGAGUUCCGGCCCGAGCAGAACGGUCCAACUAGUGAAAAUGUCUGGCGAUUGACUGCCCCACCGAAGGCAAGGUCUGUUGCUGCAAUUGUACGAAUCUCUGCUCGUAUGUGUGGGAUAAAAACGUAGAACAGUGCUCUUAUUUUUACGUCUACUGAUUUGCCCAUCUGGAAUGGGUGCGUGAGAUAAUAAAUUUCAUCACAAGGAAAAAAGUUCGAUAGGCGGAAGGUUGAUUGGAAAUUCGUUAAUCUAGCUUAAUCACCAGGAACGAUCCUCUGGUGUUCAGUAAUCACGGCCAUCGUCUAUUGUGAGUGUGAGUUGGACCCUGUUCACUCCUUUUUUGCCCUCGGAACGGUGUGAAGUUGUAUGUAUUUAAUAUAUUUUUUGUGUGCAAUCGCCAUUUUGUGUUCCGACGAACAAGUGAACGAACGAACGAAAGGGAAGAAAGUUUUCUGCGGUGACCGUGGCCAACCGUGUCCGAAGGCAGACUUCGCCAAGGGUUCGCUUAGGGACAACCGUUCGAACGGAUCAAAAACUUGCUAGAGGAGACAAGUUCCUAGACGCACUGCUGGUCACGGAUCGUGUUAUGUACUAUUAUCACAUAGCGGAAAGCACAAAACGUCAUCUUCAGGGGCGCUCCCCGAAAUUUGAUGGGGCAAGAAGUUUUUCUUCGUCAACAGUGGCGGACUACUUCCGGUCGGAGAGUACCCGAAGAAGACUGAGUUCGGACUGGCUAAGCUUACUUACUCGACGGAAGUAACGUUCAGGGGCGGUGAAAAUGUGCAUCAAUUUGUCAGAUUGUGAUAAAUACAGCACCCGCAUCAGGGGUAAGGGGCAGUGUUCGAUAAGCUUAGUGAUAGAACAAAAAUAGUUAUGUGGCACCUAUUGGUCUAAUCAGUUAGCAAACAAAUGACAAUAAUAGCAAAUGAGGUAGAGUUUAUCGUAACCAAUCGCUCAAAUGCAGCGAUAGAGGAAGCAUAAACAACGCAACGGUGUAGAAAAAGAGAGAGAGAGAGCCGCAUACAAAGUGGAAGAAAAUACACUAACAACCGUGCGAUAGCGAGAAAGUGCUGCAGCGCGCAGAUCCAAAUACAGAAGUAAAUAAUCGAAACGUGACGCGUGUGUUAUAAUCGUUUGACCGCGAGUGUGUGCCCCCUCUCCUCGAGUUGGUUCCCUCCCCAGUGCUGCUGCUACAGUCAGUAGUAUGCCUAUAAUGAGGCCAGGAAGUCUGAAGGAUCCCGAGAUAGCUGAGCUUUUUAAUAAACAUGACCCGGAGAAGAUAUUCGAAGACCUGCGCGAGAUCGGUCAUGGAUCGUUUGGUGCGGUAUACUACGCUAAGUGUAACCUCACGCGGGAGAUUGUCGCAAUCAAGAAGAUGUCCUACAUGGGCAAACAAAGCAUGGAAAAGUGGCAGGAUAUCUUGAAGGAGAUCCGGUUCCUGCGGCAGCUAAACCACCCCAACACCAUCGAGUACAAGGGAUGUUAUCUGCACGAAAAUACCGCCUGGUUGGUGAUGGAGUACUGCGUCGGAUCGGCAUCGGAUAUUAUCGAGGUACACAAGCGACCACUGAAGGAGGAUGAAAUUUCAGCUAUAUGCGAUGGAGUGCUGCGUGGGCUGAGCUAUCUUCACAGUCUGGGUAGGAUUCAUCGCGACAUCAAAGCCGGCAACAUCUUGCUGACCGAACAGGGCGUGGUCAAGUUAGCUGAUUUUGGUAGUGCAGCUAUCAAAUGCCCUGCCAACAGUUUCGUUGGAACACCUUAUUGGAUGGCACCGGAAGUGAUUCUGGCAAUGGAUGAAGGGCAGUACGAUGGCAAGGUAGACGUUUGGUCGCUUGGAAUUACCUGUAUCGAGCUGGCGGAACGGAAACCUCCCUACUUCAACAUGAACGCAAUGUCGGCGCUGUAUCACAUUGCGCAAAAUGAGGCUCCCACGUUGCAGGCUCCGGACUGGGCAGAUGUGUUCCGCAGCUUUGUUGAUUUUUGCUUGAAAAAAUCUCCGGUGGAGCGACCAAACUCUAGUAAACUGUUAACUCAUUCAUUCGUGACUAGGAUACGAUCGCCAAAUGUGCUAAUUGAUUUGAUAGCAAGAACAAAAGCUGCCGUUAGAGAAUUGGACAAUCUGAACUAUAGGAAGAUGAAAAAAAUUUUAAUGGUCGACUCUUGUGAAACGGAAAGUAACGUCGGCGAUGCGGAGGACACACCGGACGAGCAAAUCGGCGGCGACAGUAGCAAAAGUAACAGUAUCACCUCAGAACAUUCACUCCACUCGGUGGAUCAGCAUGGCGGAAUUAUACGGAAUGCUUCAAGGCAUCGGUUGCCAGGAUCUGGGUUGCCGCCAAUGCAUAACAGCAGUAUGAACAACUCUAGUGGCCGGGACGGUUUGAUACCGGGCGAAGGUAUUGGUCGGAUGGGUUUCGGAAUUGGUGGAGGCAGCGGCGGAGGUAUGGGCAGUAUUAAUGCUGGUGGAAGUUGUUCUGGUUCCGGGAGCAUCAGUGCCCAUGCUGCGGGUUACCAAAACUCGUCAUCUAGUCCCGUUGUACCUCAUCACCAUUCACAUCAUAAUCACGUGUCUCAAGCGGCCGCCAAUGCGGUUGCCGAACACGGUGCCAAUAACUUUGCUACUAUUAGAACGACCAGUAUUGUGACGAAACAGCAAAAGGAACAUAUGCAGGAGGAAAUGCACGAACAAAUGUCUGGUUACAAGCGAAUGCGCCGUGAGCAUCAAGCAGCGCUGGUGAAGCAAGAGGAAAAAUGUAAGGUGGAAAUGGAGCAGCAUAAAGCAGCUCUAGACAAGGAAUACGAUCUGCUACUGCAUAACUUUACUAGAGAACUAGAGAAAUUAUCGGCUAAACAUCAGCAGGAAAUUGAACGUAGGACUAAGCAGAACAACGUUGCAGAGAAGAAACUUUAUAAAGAGAUAUCGACGCGACAGGAAGGAGACCGGAAGGCGUUCGAUUUGUAUAAAAAGAAGGAAUACAAAGCGAACAAGGAACGCUGGAAGCGCGAACUGUCGAUGGACGAGUCUACUACCAAGCGGCAACGCGAUGCUACUUUACAGACUCAAAAGGAUAACAUGAAGCAAGCGGAGGCCCAAGAAGAGCAACGAAUGCUGCGGGUACAAAAGAACUACAUCGAGCUAGAAAUGCGCAAGUUCCGGAGGAAAAAGAUGAUGCUUUUGCACGAGGUCGAAAACCAGCUGCUCAGAGAUGAAUUGAGCAAGAAGCAACAACAACUGGAGCAGGCGCAUGGUAUGUUAAUCAAACACCACGAAAAGACUCAGGAUUUAGAAUAUCGGCAACAGAAGAGUGUUCAUGCCCUCCGAGAGGAGCAAAUAUCUAAACAACACGAGAGUGAACUGCGUAACCAAAAGGAGUACAUGGACCGGGCCGAACGGGAGCUGUUGAGGAAGCAUGCGCUAGAACUCAAGCAGCAACCGAAAAGUCUGAAGCAAAAGGAACUUCAAAUACGCAAACAGUUCCGGGAAACGUGUAAAACUCAAACGCGUCAGUAUAAGGCACUGAAGGCUCAAAUCCUGCAGACAACACCUAAGGAAGAGCAAAAAGCUGUGAUAAAGCAACUGAAGGAAGAACAACAUCGCAAGUUAACGUUACUGGGUGAUCAGUAUGAACAAAGUAUUGCCGAUAUGCUGCAGAAGCAGAGCUUACGGCUCGAUGAAAGUCAGGAAGUCGAAUGCCAUCAACUGAAGGACCGGCUGCAGUACGAGCUGGACAUUCUUAGCGCUUACCAGAGCAAGAAUCGCAUGCAAGCGCAAGCUCAGCGAGAUCGUGAACGCAAGGAGCUAGAGGAUCGAGUGAGUGUGCGGCGAGCAUUACUGGAGAGUAAGAUGGAAACCGAACUGCAACAGUUCAAUCAGGAACGGGCGGAACGGAUACGGCUGCUCAGGGAACGGCAUGAGAAACAGCUGGAGUUAUUUGACGAGGAAUCGGCACGGAUGGGCUUUAGUGCGCUGGCGUUAGCCGAAGCAUCCAAAGAAACGUACCCGGACGAAGAGGGCAGCCUGUCCGGCUCGAUGCUUAGCUUGGCACAUAGUAACAGUUCUACUAGCUUUCCAGCAGGCUCGCUAUAGCAUAAGUCCAGGUGGACAAACACUUUAUCGAGUCAUAAUUCUAUGUAGUGAGAUUUUGUCGGGCAGGAUACAUGCUUGUGGAAUAGUUGGACAGGUUGGCGAUAGAGGGGACGCUUGUGCAAGGUUAGCUGGAAUCAGUAUAGUUUUCCUAACUCCCAAACGGGGGUGGCAACAAAUUGAAUGAUGACAUCGGGAUCGCACUCACACACACAUCUAUUUCUGCUUUGCAUCUAUCCGCCAGUGAAGAAUAAGAAGAGUUUUUGUUCUUUAGAAUAUUUUUUAUCAAUUGUUAUCCAUAUUUUGUGGAUGUAAUUAGAACUACCAUUGGUUAUAUUUAGACGAAUUUUGACAAAACUUUAACUCUGGAAGUAAACACAAUAUAAGAUAGGGGUCAUUCCUUCGAAAUUCUAGUCAAAUCAUUGUUUUUACCGACAAAAGUAUCCGAUGCCGAGCAUACCAAUGCUCCUGUUGUAAUUGUCCCGAAAUAAUACUCAUAUUGAAUUCGAAUGAUUCUUAGCUGCUAAGGAACUUCAAAACAUCGCGAUUCCAUUUGUAAAUAAUCAAUCAUUUGCUUAAUCAAACUUUAUUUCUACGCCGUAUUAUAUAGUUUCAAGAAAAUCAUGGGGCAGUUAGGAUGCCGGAUGUAUUGCAUGCAUUCGGCAUUGGAUAAUAUUUAUUGGCUUGUAAAUGGUACUAGGGUCUAGCAAUGAUUUCUUGUUUGUUGACAUUGCAGACCAGCUCCAUAUGCACGAUUUAACUUUUCUUAGGUCCCGAUGCAGUCACAGUUUCGCCUGUAAAACUUCCUUUGCCAUUCCCGUUAGAUAUAUUGAACCAUGCUGGUAGCGUAUGAUAGUGAGACUAUCAGUAGGACCCUUGCUCUCAAGGAAAUCCAUAUUGCAAACAAGACGUAGGAGAUGUAUAGAAGGGCAGUGAAAUUGUUUCUAUGCUUCAUUAUUAAUACUACUUAGCUUAUACCAUUACUGCAAACAUAUAAGUAAAGCGUAGGAACUAGUUAUCGGAAAAAAACAAAAGCUUUUCCUUUGUUUUCUAGUUUUGUAAUUUAAAUAGUAUCUAUGAAAGAAAAUGAACACUAAAGAUAGAAUUGCGACGUCUCUGCUGGAGAUUAAUACAGCGAUUAGAGCACGACUCUAGAAGUAAAUAAACGAAAAGGGAAAAUAACGAAACUAAUUUAUAUUUAUACAGUAUGUUUAGUAGAUUAUCAUUUCCGUUAUACAGUUCCCUUGUUUUUGUAAAUUCUUUUAGUUUAAAUUGUGUAACAAAAGAGACACACUGCUAUUCGUUUAAUUUUUACCAUUUAGAACAGACGAAGGCGCAUUAGGAAAAAAAUAGUCGUUAUAUUGAAGAAGGAAUGCAACACAACUGCAAUUAGUUAUAUAAUGUUUUAGUUAUAAAACAAUCCAAGUAAAAUCAAGCAAAGGUAAACAAUAAUGUAUUGAAGUUCUCUCACAACUAUUAAAGUAACAACUAGAUAAACUAAUUGAAUUAAAUCAAGCCGAAAAGUAUAUUUAAAAAAUAAAAUAAAGAAAACACACUAAUUAACGAAGAAAAAUUAAUGCUGCUAGGGCUUUUUUACCUUAAUGACAGUGCAUAUUACACGCAAACGCAAAUAAAAAGGAAGCAAACGUAAAGUCACACGAAUUGAGAGUGAUGUUGGAUGAGAGACUGUGCAGUUGGUGUGAGCGAUAUAGUGAGACUUUUUAAAAAAGAGAAACCAACAGAUUUGUUUCUUUAUGAAACAGUAAACCAUGAUUAACAAUACACUCACUUUAAUCAAAGCGCAGAACAUUUUUCCCCACAUAAUAAGCAAAGAUGUAAUUUAAUGGACGCAUUAGUAACGGAACUGACGACUUUGGCUCUAGACAUUGUGAACAAAUUUGCACGGGACUGGAGGACGAUUCAGAUCUUUCCUUCCCAUACACACAUACAUGCACAUACAAGGCAGAACAAAUUACAGCAUAACGCAAGACUAAUAAAUGUGUAGGAGCAAUACGUGAUGUGUGUUCAUGUGCUAAAAACAAACAACAUGAAGUGAAUGAAAAUGUGAAACCAGCUGAUUCUGAUUGAUAGAAUGAUGAUAAUAAACACUAAACCAAUUCAAGUAAUCUAGAAA
Topomyia yanbarensis is the source of this 6373-nucleotide messenger RNA. RefSeq names its product serine/threonine-protein kinase Tao (gene Tao). The coding region runs from base 1360 to 4242 and encodes 960 amino acids. The transcript has 14 exons. Gene Ontology annotation, molecular function: ATP binding; protein kinase activity. Gene Ontology annotation, biological process: protein phosphorylation. Lineage: Eukaryota; Metazoa; Arthropoda; Insecta; Diptera; Culicidae. The record is from RefSeq and is a predicted model, not a curated record.